Lymnaea stagnalis (great pond snail) is the source of this 7170-nucleotide messenger RNA. Lineage: Eukaryota; Metazoa; Mollusca; Gastropoda; Lymnaeidae. The record is from the annotation of a GenBank genome assembly.
ACACUUCAAUGGGUAAUGUUGAAGCCCAUGACUUUGCUCCAGUAAGAGCAGAUGAAAGAAAAAUUCUCAAUCUAAGUAGGAAAGUUACUCCAAAGCAAUACAUAAAGGUAUUUAACAUUGAUUUUAUUCUAAUUGAACUACUUAUUGAGACUAUAAUAUAAAACUGUUUCAUCUGCUUUUUUUUUUGUCUACUUAUUUUACAAGUGUGGAAAUAUACAUUCAUGAGAAAAGUUAGCCUCAUAUCAUUUAUCUUAAAACAUGCAUUUAUAUAAUAAGCUCUCAUUAAUUACAUAACUUUGUUGCCAUGCUGAAAUAGACCUCUUCCUCACUUGAUAACCAUGAUUAUCACCCAUCUACUAUCAUCUCCUCUUCCCAUAGAAAAUACAGCAUUGUGUGUAUGAGGGGUACAUCAAUAGAUCAGAAUUUAAACUUUAUUUAAUUUUAUUUCAGCAUCUACAUGGUGAAUAUCAUGAAGCCUGUCUAUUGGAACUCCCGUGGAAUAUCAGAGAUUCUGUAUCACUCUAUGAAACUAUGACUGUGGCUUUUAACGCACUUACAGAAAUUCCAGUGGAAAUGCCACUUCGUCUUCCUCAUUUGAGCUUCCUAGACCUAAGUCACAACCAACUUCGUUCACUUCCAGAAAGCUUUGGUCUCUUAUUCCAUUUAAAGGAAAUCCAAUUUCAGCAUAAUCAACUCAUUUCACUUCCUGACAGUUUUGUACAUCUUGUUAAAUUGGAAAAGGUUAAUAUUUUGUUCAUGGUACUAAUAUGUUGAUAGAUAUUCAAAUUAAUAAUUAAAGUUGCUUUUAAAAUGUAAUGCUUUUUACAUUAAUUCAUUUUGGGGUUGUUGUAUAUUAUUUAUUUGCUACCAAGGCUAUUUUCUUUACUUUUAAGCAAUUCAAUGUUCAAAUUAUUUUAAAGGGUUUGUUAUGUCACAAUUUUAAAAAUAACUUUUGAAAAAUCACUCUUGUAGAUUGCCGUCGACCCCUCUCAUAUUUAUAUGUUCCAGACUCUUUAUUUUAUUGUAUAUUAAUAAUUUUGUUUAAAAUUAUGAUUAAUUUUUUCACUAAUGCCCAUUUCUGUCUUUGGUCUAAUGAUGGCUUUUACCUUUCUAAUAUGAAAUCAUUUUGCAUGGCCAAUUGUUGGGUCAUUGAGUUUAAUGGCUGAUGCAUUAGUGUUAAAGAUGUAUAAUGGUUUAUUCACUAUUAGGCAGACUUAUCAUACAAUGAGAUUAGACAGUUACCAGAAAAGAUUGGAACAAUGGAAAGACUGGUGAGAUUAAAUGUGAUACACAACAAGCUGAAAGAACUUCCAUUGUCUCUUGGGUCUCCCUUUUCUCAUGUUAAGCUUUUACUGGCACAACAGGUAUUUAUUUACAAAUAAAUAAAAAUAAAUUAAUUUUUCACUCUUUUUAAUUUUAUUAUUUUCAUAUAUAACACAUUCUGGGAAUACAAUAAAUGUGGGGUUGAUUUUCAUGUCUCAUAAAAAAAAGCAAUAUAAUUUUCUGCUCGUAAUUCCAAUUUUCAAUUAUUACAAAUUCUGUCAGUACCAAGACAUGUUUAAAGAAGUGAAUACCCACCAAGAUACAUUGCUUUGGCACUUUUCCCCUCAAUUUAUAAUGUAGCAAUUAAAAAUGACAUGCAGUCAACAAAAAACUCACCUACAAUGGAACUACCAUCUUGGGUAUCACUUAUAAUGCUCAGAACCCUUAAACUAUUUGAGGGACCUAUGAAAGGCUAUUCUUAAAAUUAUUUUUCAUCUAAGCAAAUCAAUUAAGUACAAAACUAGGAUUUCACAAAAUUAAUUACAUUUUUUUGUUUUUAAGAACCGUCUGGAAAGUCCGCCUCAAGCUAUUUGUGAAGAAGGUUCUGUUUCCACCCUUGAAUAUGUGCGCAAGCAGUACACCACUAACUGUUUGGAAUUCCCCAUCUCUACCACCAUUCCACUCAACCAGUUUCCACGCUGCUGCAGCAAUAAACUGGAACCAUCUGUGAAUAAUCCUCAUUCCGCCCAGAUUCAGUAUAUCCAAGAACAGACAAAUACAUCACACACAACUAACAGAAUUAAGGCACCAUUGUUACCUCCAUUUGAGGCCACAACACUUACUCCAUUCCAGCUUCAGGACAAGGUUAUAGGUGAGUCUGAUAGGUUUGUUUCAUUCAUAAUAAAUCAAUAUUGAGAAUUUUGUAUUGCAAUAUUAUUUUCUUAUCUUCAGUUACGACUAGGGUUGUCACUUCUUACUUAAUUUUCAUGUAAUCUCUUUUUUCUUAAAAUGCAGUGAUAGCAUAAAAUAAGUUUAAAGGUUACUUUAUUUCUUUCAUUGAAAUCUGUUUUAUUUUGUGAAAACUUAUUUGCUCUAAUAAUCUGAUAAAAAUGUAGUUCUUAAAGUCUCUGUUUUAUAAUGGAAAUGCAUUGUUAGAAUCAGAGACUUUGAGAACUACUGUUACGACUUUAUUUUAAUGACUUGAGACCUUCAUCAAAUGGCUUGGCCUUCUUAUGUUGUCUAGGGUGUAUGAAUCUCUCACUCACAUAAAACACAAGGUCCAGUGUAACAAUAUAAUAAUUUAUUGCUUACUUUACAAAACAGGAUACUGCUAUUCAAUAUACUAUGGCGCGUGGAACACACAUCAGUCCAACUACCAACUAUCCACUCUCCUAGCACUCCUACUCGACUAACUCUUGACUGACAACAUUUGACGACUAACAAUUCUUCUCUUGCUCUUCUACCUUUCUUCUCCGACGUCUAGCUAACACACAUCCCCUUUUAUAUUACCACACAAACAACUCAGCCUACACUAACGUUCCACACCACGGACUAACUUCACGCUCUGACCUCACGAUCAACAACUCACAAAACACUCUCACGAUUCACGACUCCCCCUACCCAACAUUCACAACAAUCUAGUUGACAACAACUACAUUUUGAUCAGAUUAUUAGAGCAAAUAAGUUUUAAAUUUCUAUUUAUUUGUUGUUUCUUGUUUUUUCUUGUCUGCUGAAAAAGGCAUUUAGCCAAUUUGUCAUUCUCCUAAAUUUUUUUUAAGCCUAACAUAUCUUGUUCCACUAUUUAUUUACUUGGAAUGGUUUGAGCACAGUCCAUCAUAUAUUAUACAAAGAAAAAGAAAUCCAAUCUUAAAAUCUAGGGGUAUAAUUUGAGUUUAAUUCUGCAGAAAAUAGUAGUAGAAACCUGUUAACUUCUUCCUAGGUUUAAUCUAUGGUGCAGCUGUUGGAGAUGCCAUAGGUGUGGCUUGCCGUUGGAUGUCUGAUGAUGAGGUAGCUUUCCAUUAUGGCAGUGAGGAUGAUUUAGUUUAUGGAAAAAUUGUACAAGAUGAGCACAGAAUACUGUGGAGACAAGGAGACUGGACUUCCAAUUUUGAUCAAUUUGUAAGCAUUAAAAGUAGUGAUUUUCUUCAUUCUGAAGUUUAACAAUAGGUUUUUAAAAAUUUGACAUUUUUAAUACAAAUUAAAAAUUAAUACAAAUGUAAUUUUUUUCAAGCAACAUAACUUUCAAUCAUAAAUGAAUCAAAACACUUAAAAGUAGAUAACCUGUGUACAAUUGUGGUUUUAGUGAUUAAAAAUGAAAGCGUUUUAUUUUAAAAAGAUUACAAAUGAACCAUUUCAAUAAUUGCUGUCACAUUAUUCCCUUGGCUCGGGCAAAUUUUAUUGUUAAAAUAAUGUCUUUCAUUUCCCUAUCUUUUAAAGAUUCUAGUAAUGGAAUCCCUUGUUAACUGGGGGGGUGUCGUUGAUGAGUUGGAAUUUGCCCGCAGACUUCAGACUUGGUCCAUCUAUGGAUUUAAAGAACUGGGGGACUCUGCUAGUGUGAUAACCAGUGAAACUCUAGAAAAAGUAAGUUGUGUUAGGAAACAAGAUAAAAGAUGUGCAAGUAGCAUAUAUGCCAUGUGAUAUUGUUUACCCUUACAUUAUAUCGUUACAGCAGGGGGCAGCAUCUGACCUGGCACAUUAAAUAUAUAACAGCCCACCAGAUGUAUCACACAUGAACUUCUUUCUUCUUUCAAUUUGCACUUAUUUUCAUUCUUGUUAUAAGCUGAUUUUAAAUUAAUGAAUUAUUUAUAUAUUAUAAGACAGUAAUCAUUUGUGGUGGUACGCAACGAUAAAUUAAAUUGAGGAAUAUACUUAAACAUACUUUUAAUUUUAAAACAAUAACAUGCACCUUAUUUUAAGGAAUUAACCCCUGCACUACAGCAUUUUUAAAAAUAUUUAACUUGGGGUUUCGCUGCAUAUUGAUGUUGUUAACGUUUGUUGUGAUUUUUCUUGUUAUUUUUUUAAGAGCUACCGUAUGUUUUAUUCUUUUUUUUCAGAAUGUAAUAGUGAAUGUAAACUUAAGUAUUGAAUAAAUUUUAGUUCAGCGUAUUCUUAAAUUUUGUUCAAUACUUAAUUCAGUAACCAUGUAUAACAAACUCUUAGGCCAUUUCAAGUACAAAAAAUGUGUAAAAAAAAUUAAUGAAAAUUGUUUAAAUCUCUCCUCACCCACCUACCAUGCUCACUCCUAAUUUUCAUGCACUGGCAAAUAAUUCUUCAGUUAUCUAUAAAAUUGAAAUCUAAGUUUAAUAUCUCAUGUGACUUUCUUAGCUUCAAUUAAUUAAUUUUCAGGUUGUUGUACACCCUAGUUUCACCACAGACCCCCAUGCCACAUCCCAAAUAGUGCUUCAAGAAAACAGAGUGAAAGAAAAUGGCUGUGCAACACCAACCAAAACUGCUGACUUGAGCCUUUCAUCUGCACAGCAUAUACGGUUGCCAAGAUUAUCAUCCUCCUCAUCAUCACUGUCAUCGUUGUCAUUAUCUAGCCAUUCAGAUGUAGCCCAAAAGCUUGUAUAUAACGCAUGUUGUGAUCUAUUUGGAGUGGAUAAUGGUGCUGUAGUACGGACAGCCAUAUUAGGUAAGAUUAUCUUCAUGUAACAACUUUCUCGCAUAUUUAAAUGUUGAUUUAAGCCUCUGAUAAAAGAAAUAUGUACAGAUCUAGAGCCAUUUGCUCAGGACAACUCUAAAACAGCUAUUGGCACAAAAAAACAAUAUAUCAGCCAAUGGACACCAUGAUUUUAAAAAAUGUACUGUUCUUCCUGGUCUAACCUAAAAUAUGACAAUAACCAAAAUGGAAUGAGUUCUUCUAACUAAAAUUUUAAAUGGGGUUUUAAAAAAAUCAUAAACCUACUUCAGAUUUUUUAAGCAUAUAACUAAUAUGUUUUUGUAUAUUACUUAAAAUAUUUUUUAGGGGUUUGAUGUUACUGAUGCUUUAAAUGCCUUAUCACAAAACAUGGUACCAUGCUAAUAUUCUUUACACAAUGACCUUUUCUAGAAGAAACGGAACAAGAAAAAAAGAUAAUUUGAUCCUGAAUCUGAUUGAUUUUAUUCAUCAGAAUCUACUUGUAUAUUAUAUACUGAGUGUUCCUUUUAAAUAUAUGCCUAGUGAUUUCUACUACCCUUGUUAAUAGAUGAUAUCUGUCUUUUUAAUAGAUGAUAUCUGCCUUGUUAAUAGGUGUAAUUGUAAAUCAUAUUCAUUAUGAAUUACAAUUUCAUCUUAUAAGUGUAUGUGGACAAGCAGUCACUCCAUGAUUGCAAUGUAAUCUGCACAACAAAAAUUGUGAUUAUUUUUACGAUAUAAUUCCAUAAUUCCUUUAGGUGCUGAGGGGUUUAAAGCUCCAUUUAAUUUACUUUUGUAAAUCAAUUUUCUGAGAUAUUUUUACGCUGUACCAUAUUAAGUGGAAAGUCGGGUCAGUGCAUCCCACUUACGCAUGAUUUUUAUUGUUCCUAGCUACUCAUGGAGCAGUGGACCUAUUUUAUUGUUAAACUCUCACAUUUCUAGGAGGUGAGAACAGGACAUUUUGUGUCUAACACUAUUACCCCAGCCACCCUAGCAGACACCUCUGUCAUUUAUGAAAAAAAACUAAGUCAGUCUUUUUGACAUUAAAAAAAUAUUCAACUUCAUCAUUUUGAUAAAUAUGAUCUAGCCAUUCGUAGACACUAUCAGUUGUUUUGAUUCUUAAGGAUCCCCCAAAUCUCAUUAGAAAUUGUCUUUGCAAAUAGAAAUUUCAAUUGCAAAUAGAAAGUGCCAUUGCAAAUCUAGUAUAGUACAUAAAUUUCACUUAUUCCAUUCUUUAAAGUUAUCAUAACCGGUAUUUUGUUUGUGCUUUGAAGGUGUUCCAAAUUUCCAUGAACUUCAAGAAGUUGAGGGUAAUGCAAUUAGGAUAUGUAGAACCACACAUGCUGACAAUAAGUGUGUUGCAAGCUGUGUAUUGAUAUCCCUGCUGGUGGCAUUGCUGUUGCAAGUAAGUUUUAAUUCCAUGAUUAAAGUUGCUAUAAAAUGCUGGAAAGAAAAUAAUGUUUUGUGUUUAAAAUAUUAUCCUUAAUCUCAGUGUUUUUUGUUGCUUUCUUGUUUACCAGGGCAAGUUGAUUGAUGUUGAAAAUAAAAUGAGUCUAUCCCAAGAACAUUUAGAUAUGGCCUUCAAAAUGGCAGCUGCACAUUUAACAGAGGAAGCUGACAAAAAAGAGUUUUUAAAUUUAAGGAAUAUGCAAUCUCUUUCAAGGUAAACUAAAUCAUUUGCUAAUUUUUUUUCCAAAAACUGUUUUUAUAGUUCUCAACUAAUUUCUUUAAGAUAUUUAGAAUGUUUUUAUGGUAGUCCAAUAUUGCUUAGAUCUUGAUUGGUCUGAAAAAUUAGCUGUCGUAGUUAAUGAAUACGUUCAGAGUGUAUACUUUCCAAUUUAAGAAAACAUGAUUACAGAGCUGUUUAUUUACAUUUGGUUGUAAAAGUAGCUUUACUUGCAAAGUCAUAAAAAUUAUUUGUAGAUUUAUUAUUUUUUUUACCUUAAGGGACAAUAUCAAGUACUGCUUUGUAGAAAAGAAACGAAAUAACUUUCCAGUUAUUUGCUAUACUAUUGAAAACUAUCAUUUAGAUUCAUAUUCUAAAUGCUUUGAUUUCAAAUGAAGGAAUUCAUUUAUAAGCACAUUAAUUUUCUGUGGCUGUAAUUUGGGAGUUUAAAAUAAAAAAGGUUUUUGUUUCCAAUUCUCAUCCAUUUACUUCAGUAAGCUCAUUUUUGGCUCUCUUAUUGUUUCUUGUUAGCUUCACUGCCAAAGAAGUGAACUUAAUGAGCCAUACUUACCAGCCUGUUAAAGCUGCUCUCAUUGCUCUACACUGGAAAGAUGAUUACAGGUAUUGA